GCUGGGGUCUGGGGCUGGAAGGAGGAGAAGCAAGAGGGUCAGGAUGGUCCAUCAGUGGUGCAUCAGAUGCGGAGUUGCUUGAGGAGAAAGAAUCUGAGAAUCCUUUUCUUAUCCCCUGUAUCUCCACACUCUGCUCCUGCUUUCUCUGAGAUCCCAGAUAAAAGAUGUUUACUUUUUGUGCUGUGCUUUUUCCACCUAUAAAGUAGGGGUAGACAUCUGUAUUAAAUAGUGGCUCUAAAGCGCUUCAGAGUGCUGCACAAGCUCACUUGUCCCACGCUGUGAACUCUUGUAGCCAAACACAGGAAGGUGGUACCUGCAUGCUGGCUGGGUUGAGUGUAACUCUUAAUUAGCUUUAAAAGCGCUUGUAAAAAACCCUAGGUGAAAGGUAAAAGAGCAUGGAGAAGUAGGUGGCAAGAUCUUGAAGCAAGAGACCUAAUUUUCUUUCACCUCCUGCUUCCCUCCUUUGUUUUGUUCUACUGACCUGUUGCAUUUUUUCCUUCCUCGUUGGCUAGCUCCGAGCUCUGUUAUUAUAACCAGCUAGGAUCCUGUUGUUACAUUGAACUGUUCCUCCCUAGAUGAGUUUUGACCUCCCCUUUUUUGUGUGGUCAAAAGGCCUCCUGGCCUUGCUAUACUUCCAAAAGUUUGUGUGCUCUGACUCCACCUCAAGUGAUGUUUAACAGCCUUAUUUGUUUAUGAUCAGAGAGCCUCCAACCUAUUUACAUAAGCCGGUGAAUUAAGGUGCAGAACCUAUUUAUGAGAUUACUCCAGUUUUCAGCUCUCCGUGCUGACAUGGUAACUGAACGGUGGCUUUCAGUGACAGGCAGACGGGGACAUCUGCUCUGGAGAGGCUAGCAGGAACAGCCUGGUAGGGUCCAUCUCGGAUAGACGCGGAUGAUGCCAGAGCUAUGACAGGGAUUGCAGUCUUGGCACUGAGGGGUGAUCAAUUAUGGAACAACUACAGGAGGAAGUACCUGAGGUCAAGGAAGAGGAGGAGGAAGAGGCAGUGAGAGUAGCGAGUGGAGCCUCGGAUCCAAGUGGAGGACCAGACAGCUCACUGCCUUCGAGCAGCUACACAGACCUUUCGCAGAGCUCCUCUCCCUCCCUGUCGGACCAGCUGCAGAUGGGCUGUGAGGAGGCGGCCUUGGGAGCGCUGAACGUGGAGUGCAGGGUCUGCGGAGACAAAGCCUCGGGGUUUCACUACGGCGUGCAUGCCUGCGAGGGCUGCAAGGGUUUCUUCCGCCGGACGAUCCGCAUGAAGCUGGAGUACGAGAAGUGCGAGAGGAGCUGCAAGAUUCAGAAGAAGAACCGGAACAAGUGCCAGUACUGCCGCUUCCAGAAAUGCCUCUCGUUGGGCAUGUCACAUAACGCAAUCCGCUUCGGCCGCAUGCCGGAGGCGGAGAAGAGGAAGCUGGUGGCGGGGCUGACGGCGAGCGAGAUCAGCUGCCAGAACCCACAGGUGGCCGACCUGAAAGCUUUCUCCAAGCACAUCUACAAUGCCUACCUGAAAAACUUCAACAUGACCAAAAAGAAGGCGAGAGGUAUCUUGACCGGGAAGGCCAGCAGCACCCCACAGCCUUUUGUGAUCCACGACAUGGACACCUUGUGGCAGGCAGAAAAGGGGCUGGUGUGGAAACAGCUAGUGAACGGCAUUCCCCCCUACAAGGAGAUCGGGGUGCACGUCUUCUACCGCUGCCAGUGCACCACGGUGGAGACUGUGCGGGAGCUCACCGAGUUCGCCAAGAGCAUCCCCAGCUUCAUAGGCCUCUACUUGAAUGACCAAGUGACUCUGCUGAAGUACGGGGUGCAUGAGGCCAUCUUUGCCAUGCUGGCCUCUAUCAUGAACAAGGAUGGGCUCUUGGUGGCCAACGGGAACGGCUUCGUGACCCGCGAGUUCCUGCGUAGCCUGCGCAAGCCCUUCAGUGAGAUCAUGGAGCCCAAAUUUGAGUUUGCUGUGAAAUUCAAUGCGCUGGAGCUGGACGACAGUGACUUGUCUCUGUUUGUGGCUGCCAUUAUCCUGUGCGGAGACCGUCCUGGCCUGAUGAACGUGAAGCAGGUGGAGGAGAUCCAAGACAACAUCCUGCAAGCGCUGGAGUUUCACCUGCAGUCUAACCACCCGGAUGCCCAGUACCUCUUCCCCAAGCUGCUGCAGAAGAUGGCUGACCUGCGGCAGCUGGUGACAGAGCACGCCCAGCUGGUGCAGAAAAUCAAGAAGACAGAGACGGAGACAUCUCUGCACCCGCUUCUGCAGGAGAUCUACAAGGACAUGUACUAAGGACCUGUUAUUUAUGAGAAUGAAGCCAUGGAUUCCCAUCAAGACUUUGUACAGAAACAAAGAAAACCUUUCCCCAUGUCUUCCAUUUCUUCCACUGGAAACUUUUCUAUGUGACCCUGACGUACGGUACAGAGGGCAAGAUGCUGUAAGAUUUUGCAGCCACCACCUGCCAGGCCAGGGCUUCCGUUAACACACACUAACAAAUUUACAAAGGCAAAUCAUAAGCUACUGUUUCCGUUACCACGGCCCAGCUCUUCAGCUGCUCCCCGGGGCCUCUGGAGCGGCCGGCCAGUUUACACGGCCCGGGUGGUGGGGAUCCUGCGGCAGCCGGGGGACGGUGGGGGAUGCUCUGGUCCUUGGGAGACCCGAGCGGGGUGCGGGUGUCCGGCGGGGCCAGCAACAGCGCUUACAGCGUGUCUUUAUUUUCUUUUUUGUAUUGCACUCUGAAGACAUAGUCUUUGAGCUGUGAAGUCUAGGACAGUGUAAUGAAAGGAUGUUUCUCUCUUUUCCAAAGAAAAGUCAGAGUAUUUGAAGACGGGUAGGGCUGUCCUAGCAGUGACCCCCAGCUGCAGCCCCCCCCCUUGCUGCACGGUGUAUUCCUGUCUCCCAGAGGGAUUGUGUGAUCUCUGCCUGCCCUGAGUGCCGUGUGGCAGCCCAUGCUCCUGGUACCCCCGUUUCAGAGAGAGCCUGCUCCUCAGCACCUCAGUGUGAGAGGGAGGUGUGGGGAUGUGCGCUGGAGAGGGUUUGACUCAUAAAAAUUCACCUCCAGAGCAGAAAGACCAGAAAUCUGUGUGCUUCCCCAGGCUGUUCGGUACAGAUGGAAGUUACCAAGAAGGUCUGAGCGGGGCCUGGGGCUGGUCGGGGUUUAGGUGGCGGCACUUGCGGCUUGUCCUGCAGCUCCCUUCCCAAGGCCCGGGGGGCUCCGGGGGUUUCACAGGGCAGUGCAGGCAGCUGGGGCUUCCUGGCAGCACAGCUGAGCAGCCAAGCAAGCAAAGCCUUCAGCAACACCAGCAAGGAGAAAGCCACGGUCAGCCCGACAGAGCUCAUGAUGCUGAAACGGCAUUGACCUGUUAACUGCCCUGCCUCAGUUUCCCCUCUGUGAAAGGCAGCUGGCUUGCUCUCCGCUUGGAGGGGGAGCGUGAGGAUUAAUGAGUGCAUCGGUUGCAAAGAGCUUUGCGGUGUUACAACACAGUAUAAAUGCCAAGUGUUUAUAAAAGAGGAGGGAGAGGGUGGGAUGCUCAAAAUGAGCAGGAGCUUCCCCAGUGCGGGGACAGCUCCAGGCUUUGGGGUCUGCCUAAACCCAGAGCCGUUCUGGGACUUUACCUGGCAGCUUCUCGCAGCUGUAGUGAAACGCCGCGGUGCUGCCUGUGCCCAGGACAGGACCCCUGUGUGGGGGGCUGCGUCACCCGGGCUCGGAGAGAGGAUGGACCCAGGAGCUGGGUCCCCUCUCAGGAUGAUGGUGUCUGACCUAAGAAGUGGCACUUACCUGUCUGCAGCUUGUGGUCCCGUGUACCCCGAGCAGCCUUAUUAAAAUACUGGUAUUCCCAAGGAGAGGUUGUGGGAGCAAAUUAGUUGGUUUUAUUUUAUUUUCCUCCUCUUCAGGGUAGCAGAUUUCCCUGGUGCAAUAAUUCCUUUAAAACCCCAAGAGGAAGAGCGCUGGGCUUUCCCUCCGUGUCACAGGGCUGGCCAGUCCCAAACUUGCUCGGGCUGCUGCCCCCCGGCUCCUUGCCUUGCCUCAGUUUCCCUGCCCUCUGCCCGCCCAGCCCCUUCCCCUCCCUACCUCGCAGGGGUGUUACAAAUUACCGUUUCUAAAGCACUUUGAAGCCCUCUUGGGAAAGGCACCAGAAACAUGCGUGUGCUGGACGGAGCCCGGGGGAUUUGUCCUUCCCGGAGCCCCCGAUGGCAUCUCCUGCCGCGGCCGGCAUGCGGGACUCACGUGCUCAUCACCUGGGGAACUUUUUGCUCUUCCCUCCUCAACAGUGUAACAACCCUCAAACUGAAAUGUAUAUUUUUGCUAGAAGUACAAACCUCCAAGUGUUUUUAAUAAUAUAAAUAGUGUCCACAAACUGACUUGACUUUAAAUAAAUCUGAACUAAAUAUUUAA
Messenger RNA from Tyto alba (common barn owl), 4376 nucleotides. It is a transcript of the gene PPARD, whose product is annotated as peroxisome proliferator activated receptor delta. Gene Ontology annotation, cellular component: nucleus. The coding region runs from base 947 to 2272 and encodes 441 amino acids. NCBI's taxonomy places the organism in Eukaryota, Metazoa, Chordata, Aves, Strigiformes, Tytonidae. The record is from RefSeq and is a predicted model, not a curated record. Gene Ontology annotation, molecular function: nuclear receptor activity; zinc ion binding; RNA polymerase II cis-regulatory region sequence-specific DNA binding. The transcript is spliced from 8 exons. Gene Ontology annotation, biological process: negative regulation of transcription by RNA polymerase II; hormone-mediated signaling pathway; regulation of lipid metabolic process.